AUGACGCGCGGCGCGUCUCGCCCCCGUCCUCCGGCACGCGGCAGCGGCGGCGUCGCGAGGGCUUCCGCGGGCCCCUGGCGCGCGUCGACGCUCGCGGUGGCGGCCGCGGCGGCGUUGUCGGUCUGGACGCUCGACCCGACCUCGCAUGUCGAGCAUGUCCGUCGUCCGGCGGGCGCAUCAGCGCUGCGCGCGCCGGGCCACUGCCCGCUCGGCGUCGCGUGGGACCCAGGGGGGCGCUGCUUACAGACCCGACUGCGCGCCGUCCCCGCACAACGGCAAGGCAGCGGCCCCCCGGGCAGAAACACAGAUCGUGUCGGCGUCGGCGGCCGACGGUGGGCGCUGAUCGUGCUGGGACGUCCAGCGCGGGGAGGAGGGGCGCGCCACUGUGGAGCGGUCGGCGGCUGGCCGUCGGCUUACGCGCGCUGGUCGCCCGCGCCAGACGGCGCUCGCUUGAUCGCGGCGACGCCGUCGUCGCUGUUCCGCGUGUGGGAGACGCGCGCGUGGACGUGCGAGCGAUGGACGGACGUCCCCGGCCGCUGCCAGGCAGCCUGCUGGAGCCCCGACGGAUGCACGCUCUUCUUCGCGACGCUUUGCGAACCCACGAUCUUCUACCUGAAGUUCCGGCCGCCGCCGGACGACGGACGCCCGAUCGGCGGUGGCGCGGCGACCGCGGUGGCAGCCGUCGACCUGUCGGAGGUGGUCGUCGACGACGACGGCGAGAAGACGACUGUAGGGGGCGCCGUGCGCGAUAUGGCGUGGGACGAGAGCGGGGAACGGCUCGCGGUGAUGUUCCGCGGCGAAGACCAGCGGUUCGUGGCCGUGUUCCGAACGCGCGUUCGCCCCGUCGUCGACGUGACGCCAUGCGGACUCGUGGGAGGGGAGCCGGGAGAGUCGCCGCGCGCGAUCGCCUUCCGCCCCGGCUUCCAGAAGGGGGCGCUGCUGACGGUGUGCUGGAGCAGCGGGCGAGUGUCGUUCGUUCCGAUGUUUUUCGUGUCGUCGGCGGCGAUGGCGCAGGGCGGCCGCAUCCCGUCGCCAGGUGGCGCCACUAACGGCGGGCUGCGCCACCGAACCGCCUUGUUCACGACCGAGUGAUGGCGCGGGUACGGUGCUGCCCCCCGGGUGGCCGACGUGCGAGAUGGAACCUGGAAUUCCAUUAGAGGAAUUGUGCUGAUUUAGAACCUUGAUUAUCAAUAUAAGGAAUAUUAUGACUUGCCUUGGGUUGUUCUGUUCCAUUGAUAGUUGGAGAGAGAUGGUUAGAAAUGUGACCUAAGACAUGUGAAUCCUAAAAGUAUAGUAUGGAAAUAACUCGCAUUGUGAUUUGUUCUUAUGUAAAUCCUAACCUAGCGGAGGCUUGAUAAACUUUGAUAUUACAUUGAUAACAUGGCAUUAGAUUUGAUGAUAAUUUUCUUGAGAUUGAGGAAUAGAUAUUACCAGGAGUGUAUAAUAUAGAUUAUAUAGAUAGAUAUAUCUAUAUUAUACACUCCUGAUAUUACUGUAGAUAAAAUGUUGUAGUUACUCGACAAUCUGUAUUAAGUUCGCGAAAUGUGGGUGUGUUUGAUAAUCGACUAUUUGCACAUAUAACUGUAUUCAUCUAUUAAGUUGAAAUAAAUCGUAUUUUGUGAUGACACGUACGA
Molecule: messenger RNA, 1634 nt
Organism: Priapulus caudatus
Lineage: Eukaryota; Metazoa; Priapulida; Priapulimorpha; Priapulimorphida; Priapulidae
Product: aladin-like
Biological process (GO): nucleocytoplasmic transport
Cellular component (GO): nuclear pore
Molecular function (GO): protein binding
Source: RefSeq, a predicted model, not a curated record